Molecule: messenger RNA, 609 nt
Organism: Tarenaya hassleriana
Lineage: Eukaryota; Viridiplantae; Streptophyta; Magnoliopsida; Brassicales; Cleomaceae
Product: auxin-responsive protein SAUR41-like
Exons: 1
Coding region: 77-481 (134 amino acids)
Biological process (GO): response to auxin
Source: RefSeq, a predicted model, not a curated record
CUCUCCCUCUCUUUCUCGCCGGAAACCUCUCUCCGACUUCGAUUGCCGCCAAAUUUGUACCAAAUCAAAAUCGAAGAUGGCGAGAGGAGGCAACAACAAACUCAUGAAGCUGAAAUCAGUCCUGAAGAAGCUCAACUCCUUCAACACCGCCAAAAACCACCGCCACCACCAGCCUCCGCCGCCGGAGACGCCGCAGAGCCACGGUGGCCGAUUCUCCGUCACGCGCGCAAGCACCGAAGACUUCAUCUCUGGCGACGAUCUCCACGCCGUGUACGUCGGGAGCACGCGCCGCCGCUACCUCGUGAGCUCCGGCGUCGUCAGCCACUCUCUCUUCCGGCAGCUUUCGGAAAUAUCCGACGGUGGAGAAAUCACGGUGCCGUGCGAGGUCGUCUUGUUCGAGCAUUUGCUUUGGAUGAUGGAGAACGCUGACGAGUCACAUCCCGAGUCGCUCCACGAACUCGUUGAGUUCUACGCCUGUUAAUUAAUUUAUUGGCAAUAUAUAAUAUACGAUUUAAUUUAGGUGCUGGGUUCAUAAUUAUAUAUAAUGCUUGGUUUGUAUAUUUAUACUGUUUUACAUUCGUAAAAUUUAUACGGAGACCGGUUUGAGGU